CAAUCAUCUCAACAAGUGCAUCGAUGUUCCUCUCGUCUGCCAAGAAGGGCUGUUUGUGUCUCAACAUCAGCGCUCUUUCUGUUUUUGAACGGCUUCGGGAGACCUUUUUUACUCAGUUUAUCUUUAGGGUUCAUUACAUAAGGGGAGAUAAAGUUCGUCGAAGAAGCGACGAACAGCGACGAUGCAAUCGGUGGGUUGAACUGGGCCGAACAUCUUCCCAUUGAUCUGAUGGUGGCUAGCUGAAGAGGCUAACUCGGUGGUUAAAGUUGAGCCAGCCGUUUGUCUGCUGGAAGAUGAUGCGGAGUUGAGUCGGCGUUCUGGCAGCUAACAACGACCGGUUGAAUUCCGAGAUGUUCAUGUUGUUCAAGUUGUACCCGUAAGGACCGAGACAUCCUGACCCAAGUGGAGAUGGACCUCAGGAGGAGAAGAGUUCCCCGAAGAGUUCCCCUAACAGCUGUCCCCUGGAUGUGAAGGAGCUCACAGUAUGAGGAUGGCGGAUCAGCAGCUGUCCACAAGUGAAGACUGCGUCUCCUCUCCCCCGCCCCCCUCCGCGGAGAAGCCCCCCAUCCCGGCCCUGCUGUCUGGCCCGGCCCAGGUUCAGCCCGUGACCCUGGUACCCCUCUCCGAGAGCCACUUGAACGGCAUCAACUCCUCGUCCUUCUCCCGGCCCGCUCCCGUCAUCGGCCAGACGGACGGGAAGCCCUACCCUACCAGGAUCAUGAGGCUGUUAUCCAACCCCAGGAAGUGUCCCGGGACCGGGCCGGGUCAGGCCGGGGACGGCCCCCCCCCUGCUCCGGGCCCCGGAGGUGUCUCUGUUGGGGGUCAGGCCUGGACCCAUCUGCCCGGACUGGGGGUCAUACAUUCCUUUAAGAAGCUGCGUUCCUCUGUGCUCCAGGGCAUCCAGAGCAGGGGCACAGCCAAUCAGGACGGAGAGUGUUCCUCAAGCAGCCCCGAGGCCAACGGGUCUAGUGUGAGCGGCCGGGGACCGGGCCACGCGGACGGUCGGUUAAAGAGUGGCGAGUCCAACGGGUUCCCCGCUGACCAGCGGUUGUCUCUGAUGGGUCAGUACGGCGAGGAGGAGGAGGAUGCCGAUGAAGAGGUGGGCGACAGCGACGGCCCUCUGAGGAACACGCGCUUCUCCAGGAGCAUUCGUAGGGCCUACGGCGCCGGUCGCAUCUCCAUACUGGACACGGGGCAGAGCGGAGCGGGGGGGGGCGGCACCGGGCGCCCCCACGGGGACGCACACACCGCCUCCCAGGGCUCCGAGUCGGACGUCCGUCUCGGUGCGGAGCCCUCGGAGGGGAACGCCGACGCCAAGGUGCUGAGCCGCCUGAGCAGGAGCGCAGAGAACCUCAACCUCUUCCGGCGGAGGGGCCCGGCCCCCGAACCGGGGCCCGCCUCUGCACCCGCCCGGCCGGACCCCCUAGGGGAGCCUCCCUCGGGGACCCCCGCCCUCCAGAGGACGGGCAGCGUCUCCUCGGUGGGCGUCCGAGGCCGCAGCGCCCAGCGCUGGCUGAGCCCGCUCAGGACCAAGGACCACGUGCUGAGGCUGGUGGGCAGCGUGACGGACCUCACGGCCCGCCGCCGGCCCAGCGCCAGCCCCUCGCCCGCCGCCCCCCCGCCCUCCACCCCCCGCAGCCAGCGGCAGCGCAGACCCUCGCCGGCCCGGGCGCAGUCCGCGGGACCCCGGGGCGGGAGGGUAGCGGCGGCCGUCCCCCUGGAGCACAGCCUGGAGGUCCACCCCCGGCCGCGCUCCGAGUCGGCCAGCCCCGUCCACCGCCAGGGCGGCACGGGGCCGGCAUCACCUGCAGGGCCCCCCGAGCUCUGGGGCUCACCCUGCGUCCCCCCAGAGUCUGAGUCUCCCUCGGAGGCCUCCGGCACUCGGCCUACAUCCGGUCCUCCAUGGGACUCCCCUCAGCCCCCCCACAGGGAGCCCCCCCACCGGGACCCCCUGGACAGCCCAAGAGAGCGGGAGGCACCCCAGCUGGCCCUCUCUCGCUCCGCUUGGCUGCCCGACCAGAUCAAAGUCCAGCAGGCUGCCAACGGGCCCCGUGGUCCCUGGAGCCUAACCGCUAGGUAG
Gadus chalcogrammus (walleye pollock) is the source of this 2080-nucleotide messenger RNA. RefSeq names its product collagen alpha-1(I) chain-like. The coding region runs from base 485 to 2080 and encodes 531 amino acids. The transcript is spliced from 4 exons. The record is from RefSeq and is a predicted model, not a curated record. NCBI's taxonomy places the organism in Eukaryota, Metazoa, Chordata, Actinopteri, Gadiformes, Gadidae.